This is a messenger RNA of Sceloporus undulatus (fence lizard), 4099 nucleotides long. It is a transcript of the gene NR2F2, whose product is annotated as nuclear receptor subfamily 2 group F member 2. Lineage: Eukaryota; Metazoa; Chordata; Lepidosauria; Squamata; Phrynosomatidae. The record is from RefSeq and is a predicted model, not a curated record. The transcript is spliced from 3 exons. Gene Ontology annotation, biological process: cell differentiation; negative regulation of transcription by RNA polymerase II; anatomical structure development. Gene Ontology annotation, molecular function: retinoic acid binding; RNA polymerase II cis-regulatory region sequence-specific DNA binding; zinc ion binding. Bases 1271 to 2545 code for a protein of 424 amino acids.
CUUCCCCCUUCUUCCUCUUCUUCUUCUUUUUCUCUGUCUUUCUUUUCCUUUUGUUCUUCUUCUUCUCCUCCUCUCCUUUUCUCUCCCCAUCCUCCCUCUCUCCUUUCCCUUCCCUCCUUCUCCUGCCCGGUGGAUGUUUCUCCAGAUCCCCCAAACUCCCAGCGGGGCAUCCGAAGCCAGCCCCGCCGCCUUCUCCUCCUCUUCCUCCGGAGCCUCCGGAGCCCUCGUCCGCCGCUCUCCUCCGGACCAGCACCGGACGCCCUCCUCGGCCUCCUCCCCUCCUCCUCGGACCCGCCGCUCGGCCCAUGGCUUUCCUGAAUGGCUGACCGCCGGCGGACCUGGACCUGGCCCCCGGACCUCCUCCUCCUCCUCCUCUGGCCAUCCUCCGCCUCGGAGCCCCGGGAAACAAGGGCCGACACACCCGACCGAAGCCUUGCCGAAGCCGACGCCGCUUAGCCUUCGCCUUUGGCCGCCUGGCUUUUGGUAAACUUUUCCUCGCCUUUGGGCUCGCCGACCGCCGCCUCCAAGCUGCUCCCUUCCUCCCUCUCUUCUCUCCCUUCUUCCUCCCUUCCUUCCUCCCUCCUUCCCUUUCUUCUUCCUUCUUUCCUUUCUCCCUUUCUUUCUUCCUCUCUUCCUUCCUUUCUCCUUUCAUUCCUUCCUUUCUCCCUUCCUUCCUUCCUUCCUUUCUGUGUAUGCGUGCCUACCCCUUCCUCUUUUUUGGCGAGAAAAAAGCAGCCUCCCCUUCGGUUGGACUUUUGGACUCCAGACCCCUCCAACAGGAGAGCAACAACAACAACAACAACAACAACAACAACAACAACAACCCUCCAGAUAAGUGAAGGAGACCCUUCCGACUGAGCCUUUCUCAGAAAGCGGAGAAAAAGCAAGAAGACUUUUUUCUUUUCCAAAAAGGAAGCGACCAGGAACUUCUCCAAGGAAAGGAUUGUUUGUUUGGAAAAAGAAGAAGAGAAAAGGAGGGAAAGAGCAGGAGAAGGAAACAAAAGACUCCAGGGAAAAGGAGGGAAGGAUAAAACCAAGCGGGAGGAGGAGAGCAGGGCCCGGCGUGGCGUCUCUUCCUAUGCCCGCUCGGGGCUCCCCUGGCCGGGAUCUAUCCUGACUUGCCUCCUGGGGGCUGCUCCGGUGGGUCGCAAAGCUGCAGGCCCCUCCGUCGGAAGGGAGCGGGCUCCGGUGGCCGGCGGCGGCGGUGGGGACGGUGGGGACGGCGGCAGCAACGGGGGGUCGCUCGCUUUGGUCCCGGGGUCCCUUAGAUAUGGCAAUGGUAGUGGGCGCCUGGCGAGACCCGCAGGACGAUGUGGCCGGGGGCCCUCCGGGCAGCCAGCCCUCGCAAGCCGGGGCCCCUUUGCCGGGAGCCCCCUCGGGAGCCCCCCAGACCCCCGGCCCCGGCGGCCCCCCGUCCUCCGCGCCGGCCCAGAGCAACAACAACGGCAGCAACGGCAGCAACAACCCGGCCGGCGACAAAGGAAGCGGAGGGACGACGCAGCAGCAGCAACAGCAGCAGCAGCAGCACAUCGAGUGCGUGGUUUGCGGGGACAAGUCGAGCGGGAAGCACUACGGCCAAUUCACCUGCGAAGGCUGCAAGAGCUUCUUCAAGCGCAGCGUCCGCAGGAACCUCAGCUACACGUGCCGCGCCAACCGGAACUGCCCCAUCGACCAGCACCACCGCAACCAGUGCCAAUACUGCCGCCUCAAGAAAUGCCUCAAGGUUGGCAUGAGGCGGGAAGCCGUCCAGCGGGGCAGAAUGCCACCCACUCAGCCGACGCACGGCCAGUUCGCCUUAACCAACGGGGACCCGCUGAACUGCCACUCGUACCUCUCGGGAUAUAUCUCGCUCCUGCUGCGGGCCGAGCCUUACCCGACCUCGCGCUUCGGCAGCCAGUGCAUGCAGCCCAACAACAUCAUGGGCAUCGAGAACAUUUGCGAGCUGGCGGCCCGCAUGCUCUUCAGCGCCGUGGAGUGGGCCAGGAAUAUCCCCUUCUUCCCGGACCUGCAGAUCACCGACCAGGUGGCCCUGCUGCGGCUCACCUGGAGCGAGCUCUUCGUCCUCAACGCCGCCCAGUGCUCCAUGCCCCUCCACGUCGCCCCGCUCCUGGCCGCCGCCGGACUCCACGCCUCGCCCAUGUCCGCCGACCGCGUCGUAGCCUUUAUGGACCACAUACGGAUCUUCCAGGAGCAGGUCGAGAAGCUCAAGGCCUUACACGUCGACUCCGCAGAGUACAGCUGCUUGAAGGCCAUCGUACUCUUCACCUCAGAUGCGUGCGGUCUCUCGGACGUGGCCCACGUGGAAAGUUUACAGGAGAAGUCCCAGUGUGCGCUGGAGGAGUACGUGAGGAGCCAGUACCCCAACCAACCCACGCGCUUCGGAAAACUCUUGUUACGCCUCCCGUCUCUCCGCACCGUUUCCUCCUCCGUCAUAGAGCAAUUGUUUUUCGUCCGUUUGGUAGGUAAAACCCCCAUCGAAACCCUGAUCCGGGAUAUGUUACUGUCUGGAAGCAGUUUUAACUGGCCCUAUAUGGCCAUCCAAUAAAAGAAGGAGGAAAAAGAGGAGGAGGAGGAGGAGGAAAGUGUUUUAAAGGAAUAAUAAUGGUAAUAAUUAAAACAAAAAUAUGGGUUGAAAAGGGGGGGAAAGAAAACAACCAACAACAACACACACACAAAAAUAACACAACCCACCCAACUUUUACCCCAGAAAUAUUUUUUUUGGGGGGGGGGAAUAAAUGAAUGGAAAAAUUUGGAACAGAUGAUUUUUUGUUUCUUUUUCGGUUGUUGUUGUUGGCGAGUGACUUUUGGGGUCUGGCUUCUACUUUUUGGGGGUUGUUUUUGUUUUUGUUCGAAUGAAAUACAAUAAACAAAAAUAGACUGUCCUUCAGCGAACCAAGGAAGGUGGGUGAGCCCUUGGCUAAAAGAAGAGUUUGGAUGGACUUUUGCAUUGACAAAAUGAAACGAAUGGAAAAAUAAAAAAGAGGAGAGAAACUCAUUAAAACGAACUUUUUACAGAAUGCAUUUUGAAAAGAAAGGAAAAAAAAUCCUCGUCGUCGUUCGGAAGUUGCUACUUCUCUUUCUCUCUUUCUCUCUCUCUUUCUUUCUUUCUCUUUCUCUCUCAAUUGUUUUUUUAAAUGGAAAUGGACUUUUGUUUCUUUUUUUAUUCGUGGGGGGUGUUUAAACUUUGAAACACAACAUCUUGCGAAAAGUGCAUUUUAGAGGAUAUCUGGAGACAAUUAACAGAAUGGAAACAACUCUCUCUCUCUCUCUCUUUCUCUCUCUCUCUCUUUCAUUCUCUCUUUCCCUCUCCCUCCUUUCUUAAUUUGUCCUAUGUUGUCUGUGUACCUAUAGAGAUUUGUUUGGGGUUGCUUUUUCUUCCUCCUUUUUUUUUUUUUUUUGGUAUUAUUUCUGGUUCCAAACCAGUUUGUGGUUCUAUAAUAAUAAUAAUUUUUAUAUAUAUAUAAAAUCUUGGCUUAAAAAAACACCAAUUUUUUUUAAGAAAAAGAAAGAAAUUGUGUAUCCUUGCAAAUAUAUAUAUAUAUAUAUAUAUAUAUAUGUUCUAAAAGAAUUAAAACUGUCGUGGGAAGGUUUGGGUGAGAAGAAGGUCAAAGGAGGAAUAAAAUUAAAAUUAAAAUCCAGUCUCCCCUUCAACAGUACAAGGAAAUAUACAUAUACAUAUACAUACAUAUAUAUAUAUAUGCGCACUUAAAAAUAAAAACAGCCAAAAUUUAGCUCCAAGCUUCAUGAUUUUAAUAGACCCAAAAGUUAAAAAAUGAAAGAACCACUUCUUUUUCUUCCCCUUUCCUCUCUCUCUAUAUAUAUAUCCUAUAUAUAUAGGUUUAUAUAUAUAUAGGUUUAGCUCCAAGCUUUCAUGAUUUUAAUAGACCCAAAAGUUAAAAAAUGAAAGAACCACUUCUUUCUCUUCCCCUUCCCUCCAUAUAUAUAUAUAUAUAUCCUAUAUAUAUAUUCUGUAUAUAUAGGUUUAUAUAUAUAUAUAUAUAUAGGUUUAGCUCCAAGCUUUCAUGAUUUAAUAGACCCAAAAGUUAAAAAAUGAAAGAACCACUUCUUUUUCUUCCCCUUUCCUCUCUCUCUAUAUAUA